Zea mays is the source of this 1894-nucleotide messenger RNA. The record is from RefSeq. NCBI's taxonomy places the organism in Eukaryota, Viridiplantae, Streptophyta, Magnoliopsida, Poales, Poaceae.
AAUUGUGCAGGGUAGGCAGCUCGUCUCAGCGAUUACCAGCCGCAGACACAAGAGCACCUUGCUGUGAACUUGUAACAGGUUUGAACUUCGAAGGAAAAGAUAAUUUUGGUGCUGUGAUUGAUUUCACUGUGAGGAGUGAAAUGAGGCUAAGUAUUGGGCAAGUCCAUCGAAAUGUUCUUGCGCUGGCAUCUUCUCGGUCAUGUUUUGUUCUGGGAGAUCGUGUUUCGUUCAGGAUGCUGUCCCAACCACGGGUAGCUGGAUUUCAUCAGACUGCUUGGCGUGGUAGUCAAAUUUUGGAAGAUAACAGGGGAGGACCAUUGACUCUUGCUAGCCUAGAAGUGCAAAGCAGGGUUGAAUAUGGAAAAAAGGGGAAAAUGGAACGAACUGGAGGUCCAAAGCCAAGUUCAAGAGCUUCUUCCCUCUAUGUGAAACCAAAGGUUUCUUCAAAUGUCAAACCAGCAAAGAGUGCCUUGAUGAAGCCAGCUGGGAUAAAGAAGACACUGAAGGUAGAUGAGGCUCUGUUUUCGGCCAAGUCAUUUGAAGAACUUGGUUUGCCACCUUUGCUUGUUGACCAGUUGAACAAGGAAGGUCUGACUGCCCCAACUGAGGUCCAAUCCGCAGCAAUUCCUAUAAUAGCACAAAAGCAUGAUGUUGUGAUCCAGUCAUAUACUGGCUCAGGGAAAACUCUUGCUUAUCUUCUUCCAAUUCUUUCUGAUAUAGGCCCUCUGAAGAGGACUAUGGAACAAGACCAUUCUGAGAAAAGAUCAGGUAUAGAAGCAGUCAUCGUUGCUCCUUCGAGAGAAUUAGGAAUGCAGAUUGUGCGAGAAGUGGAGAAGAUUUUGGGUCCUAAUGACAAAAGACUGGUCCAGCAACUUGUUGGCGGAGCUAAUCGUUCCAGGCAGGAAGAAGCAUUGAAGAAGAACAAACCAAUCAUUGUUGUCGGAACACCUGGCCGUAUUUCUGAAAUUUCUGCAGCAGGUAAGCUACACACUCAUGGCUGCCGUUUUCUUGUACUAGAUGAAGUCGACCAGCUUCUGUCUUUUAAUUACCGUGAAGAUAUGCAUAGAAUUUUGGAGCAUGUUGGAAGGAGACCUGGAGGCACAUCUAGGGAUAUUCUUGGCCCACUUGCGAGACGAUCUGAGCGUCAGACUAUCCUGGUUUCUGCAACAAUACCAUUUUCAGUUAUACGAGCAGCAAGGAGUUGGGGUCAUGAUCCAGUUCUCAUUAGAGCUAAAAGUGUAGUUCCACUUGAUUCAAUCACUGUGCCAAGGCGCAGCACAAGGUUGACACAUUACGGAGGUGCAUCCAUGCUCUGGAAGCACAGACAGUGAUUGCAUUUAUGAACAACACCAAGCCACUGAAGGAUGUUGUGUUUAAGUUGGAGGCCCGUGGUAUCAAAGCCACUGAGCUACAUGGAGACCUUGGAAAGCUUGCAAGGUCGACAGUUUUGAAAAAGUUCAAGGAUGGUGAAUUCAGAGUUCUCGUUACGAAUGAGCUGUCUGCCAGAGGACUGGACGUGCCAGAAUGUGACCUUGUGGUUAAUCUGGACCUUCCAACUGACUCCACACAUUAUGCUCACAGAGCUGGAAGAACUGGACGUCUUGGGCGGAAAGGGAUCGUGGUCACAAUAUGCGAAGAAAGCGAGGGAUUUGUUGUAAGAAAAAUGCGCAAGCAGUUAGAUGUGGCCAUCAAGCCAUGCGAGUUCACUGAAGGCGAGCUUGUUGUCCACAAGGAGGAAGAUGUGGAAUAAAAUCUUCAUAAUGCACAUGACUACUUCUUUUUACCUGUAGCGUUUUUGCAAUAGUUUCGUAUUUCAAAAUGCUGGCCUCUGGCCCUUUGCUUGUACUACCGAAUUUUCAUACUGUCGGGGUUAAAGUUUUUGAAUCACCUUGCU